Cephus cinctus (wheat stem sawfly) is the source of this 3970-nucleotide messenger RNA. RefSeq names its product protein N-terminal glutamine amidohydrolase. Lineage: Eukaryota; Metazoa; Arthropoda; Insecta; Hymenoptera; Cephidae. The transcript is spliced from 5 exons. Gene Ontology annotation, cellular component: cytosol; nucleus. The record is from RefSeq and is a predicted model, not a curated record. Bases 269 to 1120 code for a protein of 283 amino acids. Gene Ontology annotation, molecular function: protein-N-terminal glutamine amidohydrolase activity; protein-N-terminal asparagine amidohydrolase activity.
UAAUCACAUAAUCGUACUUCCAGAUUCGUCGCUACGAUUCAGCGCCAUAAUUUUGGUAUCGCCUAAAAUCGUAGCGUUGUGCAUCUCCCUACUCAUCUCUGCUGUACAUACAUACAUUCUGGUAUCGACGGGCCACCUAGACGGAGAAACCACAAAACUCACUCAUCUCCGGUUGUACAUACAUUCCCGCCUUUUCUGAACUAGCUGGCACUACGAGCCAUCAUUAAUUCACUUAUAAGUACGAGUGUGCUAUUAGAAGAAUUUGAUCAUGUCGCAGAUAAAUGGUGCACAGAGCAUUUUAAAAUUUGCAAAACUAUCCGAGAAAGCAUUCGCGCCGAUGAAAGGAUCUGCUGCUGCUGCUGGAUAUGAUUUACGAAGUGCCUAUGAAUAUGUAGUUCCUGCAAGAGGAAAACAACUGAUUAAAACAGACUUGCAAAUUGAAGUUCCUAGUGGAACUUAUGGUAGAGUUGCUCCACGCUCUGGUUUGGCAUGGAAGAAUCACAUUGAUGUUGGUGCUGGAGUAAUUGAUGCUGAUUAUAGUGAAGAGAAUGUGUGGAAACUCUGUCAGGAGGUUGCUACUAAACACGGAGCUGAGCUACAACACUGUCAUGUCGCUUUUAUAAGUAAUCCAGGUCGUAGCGUACCCCUGUGGCGACAACGUGCUGGCAAGGAUGAGGAUAAACUGGUUGUCUGGGACUAUCACGUUAUACUUAUCUACGCGCCGGAUGAAAGAGCCGUUGUAUAUGAUCUUGAUAGCGCUUUACCCUUUCCUACUCACUUUUGGAAAUACGCUACUGAAACAUUCAGGUCGGAUGAAGCUUUGCGCCCAGAAUAUCAUAGGAGAUUCAGACUUGUUCCUGCUAGUGUUUACCUACAACAAUUUGCAUCGGAUCGACAUCACAUGAAACGCGAGGAUGGCACGUGGAUUAAAACUCCACCGGAUUAUCCGCCAAUUUCUAUACCAACAUGCAAAGACAAUCUGGAUACAUUUAUCAAUAUGGAACAAGGGACUGGAUUAGGUGUCAUUAUGAGUUUAAAACAGCUAGUCAAUAGAUUUUAUAGACCAAGCGUUACGCCUGUGGCGCCACCACCCCCUCAGCCACAAGCUACACCGACUUAAAUAAAUUUCUCAUAAUGGUUUUGUACGGAGCGAUCCCAAUUUGAUUCCAUUUGAAAUUUGAAUACUAUUCGUACGGCCUAAGGAAAUUGGUAGGAUCUUGUCCCAGGAGAAGAGAGUUUUGUGGAAAUCUAUUAAAGAAUUGCCAGCUUUUGUCAACGGUUCAACGCAAAUGGCGAUUUCUGUGCUGAUGCACUAAUUAUUUUAGGUCACAAUGUUCAUUUGGAACCGACAAACUUCUGCUACUUUAUAUUCGAAGAUUAUACGAAAUUUCUUUGCUUUAAGGAAGGAAAAUAUUGAAAUAAUUUAUCGACGGUUAUUUACAUUUUCUACAUUUCCAUAUGUCUAAUUCUCACAUGUUUAUGCAGAAAAUUUGCAAAUUACUCGUUUCAAUAUAUUGAAAUUUGCACAAUGCAUAAUGAAUUUUUUAAAAUUGGAUAUGUUCACCGUGACGAAACACAUUUACGGUAAUGUCGGUUCCAGUCCAAAAAUGAGCAAAUCGAACGCAAAAAAAGCGUCAAGUCGUUAAAACGUAAUCCUUCGCUUUUAAUCUAACACUCGAUUAAAUUAAAUAUACUCUCUAUCCAUCUCAAAAAAAAAAGAUGAAAAACAAAAAAAAUACCAGGGGCCCAAAAAGACUUGAAUCUCUCUAUCGAAAUUCACUUGCGCGUUAAAAUGAAAAUGAAAAAAUGGAUAGAUUCUUAUCGCCACCGUAAUGCUUUUUUCACAUUUUUCUCAGCCGCUUUAUCACUGUAUUUUUAUCCACAUAUCUAAUGUCUACCCCUCCAUUUUAUAUCCCCCUUUACAAAAGCUUUCGAGUCCUUGAUAUUAUUACAAUUAACGGCAGCACAUAACUUCAUAAGAAACGAUAACAUUAACAAUCCGUUAGAUAUUUUACACACAUUUAAUUCCCAUCAGUCAUACAUUUUUGUCGCAAAGACUUACGUACUGUAUACCCCUUUUUUUUAUUACGCUUCGACCUCUUGAAAUUUGUAUUGAUUAACCCUUGUCUCAAAGACUGAUGUAUUUAGCAACAAUUCAUAUACUCGACAAUGAUUGUUUGACGCGUUAGAUGCGCUUUAAUUAAAUGAUUGUGCGAUUGAUAUAUCGUAAAUAUUAUAUAAAUAUACACAAUGCGAGCAAACAAAUAAAAGUUUGUUUGCUAAGAUCUAGGAUAACGUAAAUUAAAUUACGAUUAUUGUCAUUCAUGUGAUACUUUCUACUUUCUACUUUGUAUACCUACUAAGAAUACCUGUAUACAUACUUGUCUAUAACGUUUGUACUUUACAAUUCAAAAUAACCGCGCGUUUGCUCGUUCGAUCGAUCAUUAAUUUUACACUGGGUACACGUUAAAUGCUCUAGGCGAAUAAUUAGCCAGUGGCAUUGUUUGGCUAAUUAAACUCAGCUACACCCGCAUACACAUUUGUACCGUGACACAACAGAACGACCAAUUUUGUCAACAUCGAAAUAAGAGCAGCUAACACAAGUCAACGAAUAUAUUUUUCUGGCUGCGCGCGUUAGCGAUCUCGACAACGAAAUCAUCUGAUUACAAUAAAGUAAUUGGAGUUAGCUAAAACGUUCUUAUCAAAGUGAAAUUCAAGAAUUGAUACACCCUCGAUUCUAACCUGACGUAAGAGGUCUUGUAAAAGUAUUUGAAAAUUAUAACUCGUAUCUUAGUGCGCUAUUUUAUUAGUAUUAAAAUAAAUUAUAGACCUUAUUUCGAACCUAACCUAACGAGCAAAUGGCGGUUGUGCGUUAACUUGACAACUUUUGCUAGAUCAAUUUUUCACUGUAACGCAAUGCCGAAUAUCGUCUUCGUAUACACAGUAUUCACGGUUCAGUCACACUUUUUGCCUUCCAAAGAUUUUCUUCACCUUUUAUCUUGUAUGGUUCAUUAUCGUUCAAAUUUAUCUAGACUCCAAGACACUUUGCAAACGUGUACUGAUAUCGUUGUAAGUCAGUGAGAGAGUUCUACAGGAAAUUCUAUGAACAAAAAAUAAACGAUACUUCGUAUGUUUACGUCGAACGAGACUCAUUCUUUCUCUUUGGAUUAAAAGGAAAAUUUAAUAUGAACUUUCUAUGCUUCUUCGAAAGAAAAGAACAUCUGAUAAGUCAAAUUUUCGAGUUACUAUCGUACUCUCGUAAUUUAUAUAAAUAAAUGAAUCCCGGCGUCGAAAAGAUUAAUGCGAGGAUUCUCAAUUAUAAUAAUGAGAUGCUGACCGUAAUUUCGGUUAGAUUUUGUAUAUUAAUUCCUAAUUAAAUAUAUAUAUAUAUAUAUUGAUAGAUGAGAAAUUAAUGAAUUUCAUCAAUGAAAUUGGUAUAUGAAUAUUUUGUCAGGAGGGGUAAAAACCUUUGUCGUUCGACGUAUAUCAAAAAAAAUAAUUGUAUAUCAUAAAACAAAUUAUAUAUAUAUACACAGAUAUAUUUAUCAACAUUUCAUAUUUAUUAUAAUGAUAUAUUGUAACUAUAUUGUAUCGAAUUGGAUAUAUAUAUCUAUACGAGCGUUGAUGGUGAAACUGCGAUUAUACAAUGUUUUUAUAACUGUCGCCAUUGAGUGACUUUAAAGAUUAACAUCGUCAUUCUGUGAUUUGCCAACACCGGAUAACGACGCGAAAAUUAAUUGAUCUCGCUUUAUUGUAAUUUGCUACGGCGUUACAAAUGCCGGUUGUUCAUUAAUUUUAACUUGUCACUUCAAUUUAUCUGUAACGAAUAUUCUUUUUUCUGUCUCUAUCUGAUAAUGUCUAUAUUAGAAAUCACAAACUUCAUCAUUGAAACUCUUUAUCGUCUGGACAACAAUAAUAAUAAAUAAUGGACGCUCCGUUUGUUCCAGCUUUCCAAUUCUGGAAGUUGAAA